AUGUCCACUCCCGACCUUUCCUCUGCUGCCAAUGGCAGCCAGGCUCCGGCGGAAAACGUGAGUGCUGUCCGAAAGGCAUUUUCAAAGGUUGACCUUGCGGGUCAUGACCUCCCUCCAUCUCCAGCUCCGUCUACCCCUCGUGCUGGGAGGCGGUAUGCGCUUGCUACAGAAUUAGUUUACACAGAGGGAAAUGAUCAAUACAACGCAAGCAGUGUACCGAUAUAUCAGAGUGCGACAUUCAAGCAGACUUCGGGGAGCGGUGGAGGGGAAUACGACUACACACGAUCUGGAAAUCCUACUCGAACGCAUCUUGAACGGCAUCUGGCAAAGAUAAUGUCUGCACAGCGUGCGCUCGUAGUAUCAUCUGGGAUGGCUGCUUUAGAUGUCAUUACACGGCUACUGAAGCCCGGAGAUGAAGUCGUUACUGGAGAUGAUUUGUACGGCGGCACACACCGCCUCUUGAAAUACCUAUCAACCAAUGGAGGAAUCAUAGUCCACCAUGUCGAUACCACGACGCCAGAGAAGGUCAGAGAGGUUCUUGGAUCGAAAACAACAAUGGUACUACUGGAGACUCCCACAAACCCCUUGAUAAAAAUCGUCGAUAUUCCCCGCAUUGCCGCCAUGACCCGUGAAUCCAGCCCUAAUGCAUUGAUCGCGGUGGAUAAUACCAUGCUUUCUCCUUUACUCCUAAAUCCGCUAGAUCUCGGUGCCGACAUUGUCUACGAGAGCGGCACAAAGUACCUUUCCGGCCACCAUGACUUGAUGGCCGGCGUCAUCGCCGUAAACGAUCUCUCUCUUGGCCACAAGCUCUACUUUCCCAUCAAUGCAUCUGGGUGCGGGUUGUCACCAUUCGAUUCCUGGCUAUUGCUCCGUGGAGUCAAAACUCUCAAAGUCCGUAUGGAGCAACAGCAAUCCAACGCACAGCGAAUAGCCGAAUUCCUCGAAGAACACGGCUUCCGCGUUCGAUAUCCCGGCCUGAGAUCUCACCCACAGCACGACUUACAUAUGUCGAUGGCCCGCGGAGCCGGUGCUGUUCUCUCUUUCGAAACCGGAGACGUCGAGCUGAGUGAACGAAUUGUAGAAAGUGCUAAAUUAUGGGCGAUUAGCGUUAGUUUUGGGUGUGUGAACAGCUUGAUCAGUAUGCCAUGCCGUAUGAGCCACGCGAGUAUAGAUGCAAAAACAAGGCAAGAGAGAGCAAUGCCGGAGGAUCUAAUUCGACUGUGUGUUGGUAUUGAGGAUGUGGAGGAUUUGAUUGAUGACCUUCGACGAGCUGUGAGUGAUGAAUUUGGCCCUGUUUUACUGAAUGCUACUAACGCAGCUUUCCAGCUUGUCCAAGCAGGCGCAGUGAACGUGACGCUCGAGGGGUUUCAGUCCGUUAAUGCGGUUGCCGACCCUUCGCCUGAGAGCGUAGGCCCCAAUACUGCGGUAUGA
Ophidiomyces ophidiicola is the source of this 1431-nucleotide messenger RNA. RefSeq names its product cystathionine beta-lyase (gene STR3). The record is from RefSeq and is a predicted model, not a curated record. NCBI's taxonomy places the organism in Eukaryota, Fungi, Ascomycota, Eurotiomycetes, Onygenales, Onygenaceae. Gene Ontology annotation, molecular function: pyridoxal phosphate binding. The transcript has 2 exons. The coding region runs from base 1 to 1431 and encodes 476 amino acids. Gene Ontology annotation, cellular component: cytoplasm. Gene Ontology annotation, biological process: transsulfuration; 'de novo' L-methionine biosynthetic process.